This is a messenger RNA of Labrus mixtus (cuckoo wrasse), 665 nucleotides long. RefSeq lists its product as uncharacterized. The record is from RefSeq and is a predicted model, not a curated record. Bases 18 to 665 code for a protein of 215 amino acids. Lineage: Eukaryota; Metazoa; Chordata; Actinopteri; Labriformes; Labridae. The transcript has 4 exons.
UCAUUGAUCGAUUGAGGAUGUGGAUGUGGCGCAGCUUCCUGUGUGUGUCUCUGGUCUGUGGUCUGGCUCUGGACUCCAACACCAUCAGAUCCUCCAAGGAGUCAACGCAGCAGAGCUCCGAGCUGCUGGAUGGUUCCAAUGGUGACCAGGUGGACCGUCCAGUCCGGCGUCGAACAGACACAACGUCCAACUCCAAUCGAGGAUCACCAGCUUCAUGUUCAACACCUGACUGUGAUGUACCUCAGAUUGGGCAGUGCAGUAACAGAGCUCAGAGGAGAGCAUCCUCCCAGGACAGACAGGUGAACAGACACACAGACACGGAGACGGACAUACAGAGCAACGGUGACGGCUUUAACAGGACAAAAGCUCCAGAGAUGUCGAGCUGUGUGCGGUCGGGGGACUGUGCGGACGGUCUGUGCUGCGUCAGGUAUCUGACCGGUAAACGUUGUCAGAGGAUCCCCGUGGAGGGCGAGGCCUGUCUGCUACGAGGGUCCACCAAACGGAGAAGCAAGCUGGGGCGCUGCGAUUGCGAUGUGGGGCUGUCCUGCACCGCCGUUAACCGGGCAGAGUCAGGGAAAGCCAAGGGUCAGGGGGUGUGUCUCCCCAGCCAGAGCCGGAGGAACAAUUCUGGGAAGAAGAGGAGGACGGCAGAGACGAGCUGCUGA